Messenger RNA from Dioscorea cayenensis subsp. rotundata (Guinea yam), 4242 nucleotides. Its product is annotated as phytochrome C. The record is from RefSeq and is a predicted model, not a curated record. Gene Ontology annotation, molecular function: phosphorelay sensor kinase activity; protein homodimerization activity; photoreceptor activity. Bases 600 to 3986 code for a protein of 1128 amino acids. Gene Ontology annotation, biological process: detection of visible light; protein-tetrapyrrole linkage; regulation of DNA-templated transcription. Lineage: Eukaryota; Viridiplantae; Streptophyta; Magnoliopsida; Dioscoreales; Dioscoreaceae. The transcript is spliced from 4 exons.
GAAGCACCUUUCGUUUGGAUUUCUUAUUGAGUUUUGUCUGAUGUUCUCUUUGGAGAUUUCCAUGGCUUUGGAGGGAUUUAAGCAAAGAUAAAGAGCCCCACUUUCCAGAUGCUUCACGUAGAAUCUAGUCUCUAUCUCUAUUCCCCUUCUUUCUCUGCCUUCCUUUUCCUUUUUCCUGUUGGCUGAGUAUCUUGAUAAGAACCCCCUUCAUUGGUUCGCUGCUCACAUCUUGUCAGAGCUUUUGCUCCUCGUUUCUGUGUAAUCUUUUGCUCCAAAGCAAAUUCUCUUAUCCGUACUGGUCCUGCUAUUGUUGAUUCCUUCUUCUUGCUCUGAAAAUGCCAGCGGUAAUGCUCUCUGGUGAGUUUUCACUGUUUAUUUUCUGUAAAUCCUCCACAAAGUUUGUGUUUUGAACAGUGCAUGUUUCAUGUUUGAUGGUAUGCUCAAUGUAGCAGUGCUCAAGUUUUGAUUUUGAAUCCAGAAUGGAUAUUCACAUUCUUCCAUGAGCCUCUUGUUCGUUUUGGUGUUUGUGUGUGUGUGUGUGUGAGAGUGAGAGUUGAAUUCUGAGUGUGUGUUUGGGGUGGAGAAGGAGGGGAAAAGGAAUGACUUCGAUGUCUAAUAGGGGAGCAACAUGUUCCCGCAGCAGCUCAGCAAGGUCCAAGCACAGCGCCCGCGUUGUUGCCCAGACUUCCCUUGAUGCCAAGAUCCAUACAGACUUUGAGGAAUCCGAGCAACCAUUUGAUUAUUCUACAUCGAUCGGUGUUGCUAAUCGGCCAAGUGGCGCGGAGAGUGGCGGAGUUCCCCCGUCAGCUGUUUCUGCAUACCUCCAAAGGAUGCAGAGAGGGAAGCACAUUCAACCAUUUGGUUGCAUGCUAGCGAUUGAGGAUGAUACCUUCAUCAUCAUUGCAUACAGUGAAAAUGCCCCAGAGAUGUUGGACUUGGCCUCCCAUGCUGUGCCUAGCAUUGAGCAGCGUGAGGCACUCACAAUAGGUACUGAUGUUCGAACAUUAUUCAAGUCCCCGAGUGCUGUUGCCCUGCAAAAGGCUGCAAGCUUUGGGGAAGUUAAUCUUUUGAAUCCAAUACUGGUUCAUUGCAAGAGUUCAGGAAAACCUUUCUACGCAAUCAUGCACCGGAUUGAUGUGGGUUUGGUUAUUGACUUAGAACCUGUGAAUCCAGCUGAUGUGCCAGUGACUGCUGCUGGAGCGCUCAAAUCUUACAAACUUGCUGCAAAAGCCAUCUCAAGGCUGCAAUCUUUGCCUAGUGGUAAUAUCCCUUUGUUAUGUGAUGUUUUGGUCAAGGAAGUAAGUGAACUCACAGGUUAUGAUAGAGUGAUGGCUUAUAAGUUCCAUGAAGAUGAGCAUGGUGAAGUUAUAGCUGAAUGCAGGAGAUCAGAUCUUGAACCGUAUCUUGGCCUGCACUACCCUGCUACUGAUAUCCCACAGGCUUCAAGGUUUUUGUUUAUGAAAAAUAAGGUUAGAAUGAUAUGUGAUUGUUCUGCUCCACCGGUGAAGGUAAUUCAGGAUAAGAGAUUGCCACAGCCCUUGAGUCUGGGAGGUUCUACCUUGAGGGCUCCUCAUGGCUGUCAUGCUCAGUACAUGGCUAACAUGGGUUCAAUUGCUUCCCUUGUGAUGUCUGUUACGAUCAAUGAAGAUGAUGAUGAAACAGCUAUUGAUCAGCAGAAAGGGAUGAAACUUUGGGGACUUGUGGUUUGCCAUCACACAAGUCCUAGGUUUGUGCCGUUCCCGCUUAGAUAUGCUUGUGAAUUUUUGCUACAAGUGUUUGGUAUACAAUUGAAUAAAGAGGUAGAGUUAGCUACCCAGGCAAGAGAGAAACAUAUUCUUCGAACACAGACUGUGCUUUGUGACAUGCUUCUUCGGGAUGCUCCUGUUGGUAUAUUUACUCAAUCUCCUAAUGUCAUGGAUCUUGUUAAAUGUGAUGGUGCUGCUCUUUAUUAUAAGAACCAAUUCUGGUUGCUUGAAGUAACACCUACGGAGGCACAGAUACGCGAUAUAGCCGCGUGGCUUCUAGAGUACCACAACAGUACCACAGGAUUGAGCACUGACAGCCUAACAGAAGCAGGAUAUCCUCGUGCUGCAGAACUAGGAGAUGCCGUUUGCGGUAUGGCUGCAAUCAAGAUUACAUCUAAGGAUUUCAUCUUUUGGUUUCGGUCACAUACAGCAAAAGAGAUCAAAUGGGGUGGAGCCAAACAUGAUCCUGGGGGUAGGAAUGAUGAGGGUCGCAAAAUGCAUCCACGAUCUUCAUUCAAGGCCUUCUUGGAGGUGGUCAAGCGAAGAAGUCUUCCUUGGGAAGAUGUUGACAUGGAUGCAAUCCAUUCCUUGCAGCUGAUACUGCGGGGCUCCUUGCAAGAUGAGCCUGUGAUGGAUAACUCAAAGACCAUAGUAAAUGCAACUCCGGAUGAGGCAAAGCAGAUUCAGCGCAUGGAUGAAGUGCGUACAGUUACAGCUGAGAUGGUUCGGCUGAUUGAAACAGCGACAGUGCCCAUUUUGGCUGUUGAUGCAUCAGGAAACAUAAAUGGCUGGAAUACCAAAGCGGCAGAAUUGACUGGAUUAUCUGUGGAAGACGCCAUUGGGUUUCCUUUUGUUGAUCUGGUUGAGGGAGAAUCAGUUGAAGUGGCUAAAAGUAUUCUUCGCUUGGCUUUGCAAGGGAAAGAAGAGCAAAAUGUUCAAAUCAAGCUUAAAACCUUUGGCCAUCAAAAAAAUAAUGGGCCUGUGAUCUUGAUUGUCAAUGCUUGCUGUAGUCGGGAUAUUAACAAUGAUGUUGUUGGGAUCUGCUUUGUUGGACAAGAUGUUACUGGCCAGAAGUUAGUAAUGGAUAAGUAUACCCGUUUACAAGGCGAUUAUACUGCAAUAGUAAGCAGCCCAAAUCAACUGAUUCCCCCAAUAUUUAUAACUGAUGAGUAUGGUUGUUGUUCUGAAUGGAAUGCAGCCAUGGCCAAACUAUCAGGUCUGAGCAGGGAGGAUGCAAUUGAUAAAAUACUUAUAGGAGAGGUGUUCAGCGUCCAUAGUUUUGGUUGUCGAGUCAAAGACCAUGACACACUUACCAAGCUGAGGAUAGUGAUGAAUGCUGUCAUUGCUGGCCAAAAUGCAGAGAAUUUGCUAUUUGGAUUUUUUGACGUGAAUGACAAGUACGUAGAAGCACUACUUACUGCAAAUGCCCGGACAAACACUGAGGGUAGGAUCACUGGGGUGUUGUGCUUUUUGCAUGUGGCUAGCUCAGAGCUUCAACAUGCGUUACAAGUGCAAAGGAUGUCUGAGCAGGCUGCAAUCAACAGCCUCAAGGAACUAGCAUACCUGCGGCAGGAAAUUAGGAACCCCCUGCAUGGGAUUGUAUUCACUUGCAACUUAAUGGAAGCCUCUGAUCUAACUCAGGAGCAGAAGCAAUUGCUUAGGACAAGUGGUCUGUGUCAGGAGCAAUUAAGAAAGAUAUUAGAUGACAUGGAUCUUGAAAGCAUUGAGCAGUGCUAUUUAGAGAUGAACGCUGUGGAAUUUAACCUUGGGGAAGUUGUGGAGGCAGUUGUGUCCCAGGGAAUGUCUCUAAGCAGGGAACAACAAGUUUCACUUGUUAUUGAUUCUUCUGCUGAUCUAUCCACCAUGUACUUAUACGGAGACAAUUUGAGGCUGCAGCAAGUUCUAGCGGACUUUUUAUUGAACACUCUUCAGUUCACGUCGCCUGCAAGUGGAUCAGUUCUGUUGAAGGUCAUCCCAAGAAAGGAACAUAUUGGGACUGCAGUACAAAUUGCCCAUCUGGAAUUCCGAAUAAUUCAUCCCGCACCUGGAGUUCCAGAGGCAUUGGUGCAGGAAAUGUUCCGCCACAGCCCGGGUAUCUCAAGGGAAGGACUUGGUCUAUACAUCAGCCAGAAGCUGGUGAAGAUUAUGAAUGGAACCGUUCAGUAUCUCAGAGAAGCAGAGAGAUCAUCUUUUAUUAUUCUUGUUGAGUUCCCUCUGGUUUGCCAUUCUCACAGUAAGUGAGUAUGGCUGAAGGAGUACAUACCCAGUCUAAUGUGAGUAUUAGCACUGGCCCCACCUUCAAUGGCAUCAAAUAGCAUGGUUCUGCUACAUGUCUAUGCCAUGUUGACAGUGUUAGUGUGAUAGUAAUCACCGGUGUAUCUGUUAUUGAAGGAAUAAAAUUAUGUUUGUGUAGUUGCCUCCCCAAAUGUUUUGCCUUUUAUAGACAUUGUUCUGUUUUAUCCAUGUUCAUUGUAUUUGAGCGUAUUAUUUGCUGUUA